AUGUCUUUUUCAUCAGAGGAAUACGAAUAUUGCUACAGAAAUGAUUUGCUCAACGAAAAAGCUGCGAAUUUUGGUAAUGGAUCUUUCGACGAGGUCAUUAGUAGCAUUAUGAAGAAAAAACAAUAUGUCGAUCCUAAUGUCAUUAUUUAUGGUUUAGCAGCAGUUUUUGGUAUCAGUGGGAGUUCAACAAUUUUGUACAUUACUCUAACGGAGCAGAUAAAGAGGCCUUCGUCGAUAUAUCUAAUGGUCCUUUCCCUCGACAGAGUAUUAGCGAUUGUCCCGAUGAAAAGUACCAAGAUGAUCAAUAUGCUACAGAAUAGACGAAAAACGCCUGGUUUCGCCAUAGUAGUAUGCAUAUUUAUAUGGAUACUGUCACUUCUCGUCGUGUUUCCUUCGAUUUUAGCAACUCGACUGGAGCGCCAAUACGCUGGAAUAUCAUGGGAUUGUGUUCAAUGCUAG
Molecule: messenger RNA, 459 nt
Organism: Oikopleura dioica
Lineage: Eukaryota; Metazoa; Chordata; Appendicularia; Copelata; Oikopleuridae
Source: the annotation of a GenBank genome assembly